AUGCCACCCACCAAUAAUGCGCAGACGGUGGCAGGGGCUGGGGAUACCGACCCAUUGGUGCGUGCAGACGAUCAGAUCACGUUUGUUUCGUUCUCCUCAACAAUCCAGUCCAAUCUCGGAGUACAGGAUAUCCGAGAACGGAGCCCCAGUGCGUGCAGAAAAAGCCGUCAGAUGAACAAGAAUGUCGUUGAACCUUGGUCCGCCAUCUAUUCCCGGCCGACGGCGACAUCGAAGCACAUCGAAGCGCAAGAUGCGCGUGUGACUUGCAGUUGCAGCCGGCUAGACGGUGAUAUGGACGAGGAUUCUCGGGAGAUGCGAUGGGAGCAUUUCUCCAAUGUUACUACCUACAUAAUUACAUACAUACAAUGCGGUGGCUAUGCUAACUCAGUGCGGAUGUGGAUGCGAAUUGACAGCGCCGGAAGGUCAGAAUCGUUCACAAUCGUUUAA
Messenger RNA from Paracoccidioides brasiliensis Pb18, 447 nucleotides. RefSeq lists its product as uncharacterized. Bases 1 to 447 code for a protein of 148 amino acids. The transcript has 3 exons. The record is from RefSeq and is a predicted model, not a curated record.